UAAUUGUUUGAAGCUUUGAGUGAUUCAGAGUGGGUGAUUUCCCUCGAAAAAAAAAAAAUGAUUUUAAGAUUGAACGUCCAUAGAACAACACAGAACGUCGAAUAGUAUUGAAUUAUCUGUGAACACGAAAGCUGAUAAAUAAUUUGAAGAAGUCAUAAAAAUGAGCGAACAGGGCGAAAAAAUAUCUGCAACUGAAACAAAAACCGAUAAAUUAACAGAGAUUAGAAUGCCAGCUAAGUUUGAAGCAAUGAUCAAUACUGCCUUCACUGUCGAUUGUAAAUUUAUUGUUGGUGAAAAUCUUGGACCAGCCCAAGCCAUAUUCGGACAUAAAUUAAUGUUUACCUUAAAUUCUGAAGUUUUCGAAUCAAUGUUGUGCGGGCAUUUUCUGGAAGCCAAAAGUACAGAAAUUCCCCUACCAGACGAUGAUCCGAAAACGUUUCGUAAUUUACGACGUAUUUUGUAUAAUCUACGCGAUUCCCAAACAGAAGUGAACGAGUUAGAUCUCAGCGAUACGAUCAGCUUGUAUAAGAUGUGUGAUAAAUAUAUGUUCAAGGCCAUCUCAAAAUUAUGUGCUGAACAUUUAAAAAGUUUUCUCGAAACAGAUGAUGACAAUCAAUUGGUAAUCAUUUUUGCUGCUGCCAUGGAACUACAUAACUCCCCGCUAUUGGAAGAUGUUAAAACGAAACUAUCUGCUAUUCAAUACGGUCUUUUGCCAAGCCUUAAGGACUUAAAUCCAUUACAGUUUAUGGAAUACCUUGAAUUGUAUACCAAACAAAAUGAAAAGUCGGUACAUCAUUUGGACAUAUUUAAGGCGAUAGAAAACUAUUUAACAGCUAACGAUUUAAUACCCCAAGAAUUGUUGGAUACCGGGGAACGUUUGCAAAAUGCUGCCACAACUAAUCUGUAUGGACAAGAAGCCAUGGUGUCACUAAGCCAGGAACGAUCAUUAGAGUUAUUGCAAAAACUUCUCUCGCACAUUGAUUUUGUUAAAAUCAAAAUUGAAGAUUACCUCACCGGGCCGGGUGUUUCGAAAAUUCUCACAUGGCAACAAAAAUAUAUUAUUUUAUCGCAAAUAUGCAUAGAGCCUAAACCGUCUACGAUUAAGUUGUUUCUAAACUAAAUUAUUUUUAUAUUAAUUGUAUAAUUUUUAUAUAGUUGAAUAAAAUAUUAUGUGUAUACCCUCCA
Molecule: messenger RNA, 1185 nt
Organism: Musca domestica (house fly)
Lineage: Eukaryota; Metazoa; Arthropoda; Insecta; Diptera; Muscidae
Exons: 3
Coding region: 161-1120 (319 amino acids)
Molecular function (GO): protein binding
Source: RefSeq, a predicted model, not a curated record